AUGAAGGUGUUAACAUUGGGUUUUCUAGCUUUCUGUGCUCUCUUGAGUGUUUCUCAUCAGCAAGGCUUUGGUGUUGGUGUGGGCCUCAAUGCAGGAGCUUCCAUUGGUGGUGGUAUUUAUCCUGGCAUGGGUGGCUGCAAUUGUCCUCCUGGCCCACCCGGUCCUCCUGGUGGUAAUGGCUUACCCGGACCUGAUGGUGAUCCAGGCGAGAAAGGACCCUCAGGUGACCCAGGCGAUUUAGGUUCCGUAGGUCGUCCUGGUGAUCGCGGCCAUGAUGGUCGUAAUGGUCCCACCGGACCGCUUGGUGAAAAUGGUCGUCGUGGUCCAAGAGGUUUUACUGGUGCUAUAGGUGCUGUUGGACCUAGAGGACCGCCGGGACCUCCUGGUCCUAGAGGUUUACCAGGAGCUGCCGCUAACCCGGCAGCGAGAUCAUCGCUUUACAAUUUAGAAGAUUUUGAAUAUGAUAUUGAAGAUGAAGAAAUGUUACAAUAAAGAAAAUAAUUUAAUUGAAAACAAAACCAAA
Molecule: messenger RNA, 523 nt
Organism: Calliphora vicina (urban bluebottle blowfly)
Lineage: Eukaryota; Metazoa; Arthropoda; Insecta; Diptera; Calliphoridae
Product: collagen alpha-3(IX) chain-like
Exons: 2
Coding region: 1-492 (163 amino acids)
Source: RefSeq, a predicted model, not a curated record